GCGGCAGUGGAGCCCCCCGGCCAGGGGAGCGGGCCCCGGCAGCUGUGGAGAAGCGGGGGCCGUACAUGGUGACGCGCGCGCCCUCCCUUCAGGCCAAGCUGCAGAAGCACCGGGACCUGGCCAAGGCCGUCCUGCGGAGAAAAGGCAUGCUGGGGGCCUCCCCGUACCGUCCCGACUCUUCUGGGAAAAGGUCAGUGAAGUUUAAUAAGGGCUAUACUGCACUUAGCCAGAGUCCAGAUGAAAACCUGGUUUCCCUUGACUCUGACAGUGAUGGGGAGCUGGAAUCCAGAUACUCCUCCGGGUAUUCCUCUGCAGAGGUGAACCAGGAUGUCAGCCGGCAGCUGCUCCAGGAUGGAUACCACCUGGAUGAGAUUCCAGAUGAUGAGGACUUGGACCUCAUUCCCCCCAAGCCCAUAAACUCAACGUGCUCCUGCUGCUGGUGCUGUCCCGGGGACUCUUCUUCCUGUACCCUCCAGUAGACAUAACCCCUGAGUGGGCCCUGCUUGCUUUGCUUGCAGAGCACUGUUGGCCCAGGAGUAGCAAGUGUGUGGCGAGAUCUGCUGGCAGCCCCAGAAUCACUGGAGGCACUGACCUGCUGGGCAGGUCACUGACCCCAGAUACCCCUUACCUGGUGCUUUUCAGACCAGAGGCCUCCCUCUGAGUCACGGGGUGACCGAUGGGAUGCUGCCGUUUCCUCCGCUGUUGGCAGCUAGAGAAAUCACUUUAAUAGGGGCACUACUGGGGCUUCAGGUUCUUAUGGCGAGGGACAGAAUUGGCUAAGAAAUAAUCUUGGCUAGUAUUUGUUGUCCUGCUUUGGUGGGGAAAGGAGAGUUUCAGUGCCCAGGCUAUGCUGGUAUUAUAUAUGGAGGCAGAAAAUAGCACUUUAUGACUUGUAGCUAUAAUCCUUGAAAAACAAUUAUUUGGGACCAGUUCAAGAAAUUCUAUACCCUGUCUUCCUCUUGCUUAGCUCCAUAAUGGAUAACUUGUUUGACUUUCAAGAGGUGGUAAAGCAAGACACUUCGGUCCUCUGUAGCUGACCAUGGGUAGAGCACAGCAGGUUGCUUGAUGGCACUUCCAGAUUGCCUGGGCCUGGGCUGGCCCAACUGCCUGGGUGGGUCUAAGGAGACUGCUUAGCCCAUUCCUAGAGAACUGCUCCAUUAUGUACAUAUUUAUUUAUUUGUCUCUUCUUGGUCACCAUUCUUCACCUGAGUCUUGGCUAGUCCCUCCAGUGUUUAAAAGCUGACUAGGUUGGGUGAAGGGACCUAAGCUCACCGAGGCCAGCAGUGUUUGUGGUGACCAGCAGAGGGAGCAGCAGGAAAUAAUCAGGAGACUUCCUAUUUGUUUAGCUUUUUCAACUUGAGAAGUAGCAGUGCAUGGAUGGUACACUGAUGCAGCCCUGUGACUUUCGUCAUAAAGGACAGUGACAGGAUGGGGAGAAGGGACCUGUGUCAGCAUCUGAGGCCCCCACAGAACACAGCGGACACAGGCACCAAUCCCAUGACCUCAGUGGCAUAGCAUUCUUGCUCUGCCUACUCUCUCUCUCAAAUUUAGCUUUUCAUUGUUUUGUUUUGCCUCACCUAGAACCAUGCUGUGGAGACCAAAUGAGAAUGCACAGGGCUCCUAGCCUAAGGGGCAUAGCAGUCAGGAUUAGGGAAAGUUUGAUGUCCUGUGACUGGAGACAUAAGAGGAAUAUGGGGACUCUUCUUGUUUUAUACCAUGAGGUGAUUAGAGGUCAGAAUUUUAGAUAAAAGGCCUUGUCAGUUGGCAGGUGACAUAUGUCCCAUCAGUACUUGAUUGUCAUCCAUUUGGUGCUUUUUCUCAAAUCGUUGAGAGGGUUCUAAGAUGUCCAGGAGACAAUGGCCAAUCUUUAUUGUACAGCUGGCAGCACCACAGGAGGUAGAUGGGACGGACAGAGGCAGCUCAGCUUGGGGUCUGCAGAAUGGGGAUGUGGAUGGUUAUUCUCUGCUGGAAAGGGCUGUGGUGCUCCUCACAGGUGCAGAGCAUUCCCAGCCCUUUGUGUGAGUGCCUACUGGGGGUGAUAGCACCUCCUAAACCCCUCCCACCCAGAGCCUGGGGCAGGCCUUUGUUUCUGUGGAGGUGGAGAAGGACACACAAGAUCAGGGUUUGGAUGUAUGACAGGGUGGGGACUAACUGGUGGCAGUGGAGGCCAGAAAGCUGUUGAAGCCAAGUGGGGGCCACAUUUCUGUGGGGGUGUUAAUUAAGACAGAGUAGCCUAAGCAUUUGGCAGCUUCUGGGUAUGAGGGUGACAGCAGGACCCAAAGACAGGCACCCCUGGGCAGUCGAUGCUCUGAAUCAGCACUGGUGUUUUUGGCUGCAGCUGUCCCUCAGGGCAUGUGCCAGAGCUGGCUGGCCGCUUGGGGGAGGCCUUACCUUUGUAAAAAAACACUACAGACACCUGUAGCUAGGGACAGCAUACAGUGAGGCAGGGCAGACAUGGCCAGCAGUUUGGGGCCAGAGGCCAAAAUGUCACCAAUACAGGCACCAAGGUGCCCAGUGCCUUAAUCGUAGUCCCUGGCUUCUGCAGGUGGCAGUGCCCUGGGCAGAGGAUGUAUCUGACUUACCUCGCAGAUGGGAGUGGCACCCUAGGUAUUUAGAGCACGCCAUAGAACUCUUGGCUUAUGCUUCUACAGCUCUGUAAGUUUAUAAAAAUAAAUACAAAUAUACAAGUUGA
Molecule: messenger RNA, 2692 nt
Organism: Condylura cristata (star-nosed mole)
Lineage: Eukaryota; Metazoa; Chordata; Mammalia; Eulipotyphla; Talpidae
Gene: FAM219B
Product: family with sequence similarity 219, member B
Exons: 5
Coding region: 66-479 (137 amino acids)
Source: RefSeq, a predicted model, not a curated record